AUGCCGCAAGCUAGAGAGACCUCCCACCCAAUUUUCAGCGCGCUCUUCAUUACUAUCACCUUCCUCUUCCUUGUUGCGGACACAGUUCUGUGCGCCUAUUCUGCAGCCUACGUUACCAACAUUCUUCGACCAUCCACCGACGCUCGAUUUCGAGAUGAUGCUGACCAGCCAGCGCAUAGCAAGGCUGUUGUCAUCUACUUCAUAUUCGAGGCGGUCCUAUGGGGAUUCUCGGUGCUUUACUUCGCCUUGCAAAGUUUCUGCGGCACACGCACUUCCGACACGAGUGACAGGCACGCUUUCAAGAUGAGAAACAUGGUUUCGACUUGCAUUGGUGUGUCGAUACAGCUUGCCUGGUCUAUUGUCGCACUGAAGAGCGUAAGCGACUGGUCGAGAAUGCUGGCCCAAAACGAUGGUGAACUUGCGAAGGCUUGCAAAUACCUCAUGGGUCUUAUCAGCGUCAACCUCGCGCUAGGUGCCCUGAUCCUCGUCUUUUGGGUCUUCAUGAUGGUACUUGCCAUAUAUGUUCACUGGAGCAUUUCCAAUCAAUCCAACAUGGACGCACGCCAGUUGGAACUUGACCACCUCCCUCCUCGCGACAACUCUAGGCGUACCUCAAGGCUCGAUGAAGGUACUAAAGCAUAA
Neoarthrinium moseri is the source of this 642-nucleotide messenger RNA. RefSeq lists its product as uncharacterized. Lineage: Eukaryota; Fungi; Ascomycota; Sordariomycetes; Amphisphaeriales; Apiosporaceae. Bases 1 to 642 code for a protein of 213 amino acids. The transcript has a single exon. The record is from RefSeq and is a predicted model, not a curated record.